Messenger RNA from Ictalurus punctatus (channel catfish), 1387 nucleotides. RefSeq names its product phospholipid phosphatase 5 (gene plpp5). Gene Ontology annotation, biological process: phospholipid metabolic process. The transcript is spliced from 8 exons. Gene Ontology annotation, molecular function: phosphatidate phosphatase activity. The record is from RefSeq and is a predicted model, not a curated record. NCBI's taxonomy places the organism in Eukaryota, Metazoa, Chordata, Actinopteri, Siluriformes, Ictaluridae. Bases 252 to 1052 code for a protein of 266 amino acids.
CUCUCUCUCUCUCUCUCUCUCUCUCUCUCUCUCUCUCUCUCUCUCUCUCUCUCUGCCAGGCUGGAGACUCCUCACCGGGAGAGGAUCCGCACCUUCACGCAUCCGCCACUAUGGACGUGUAGAAUAGAUUUACUCAUACAUGACGGACCUCACCAAAACCCGUCUCGCGCGGCUGCUUCCGGUUUAAGACGGGCUGGAAAAAAGGAGCGAAUCAUAAAGGUGAAGCAGGUGACUGGGACACGGAUCCAAAGAUGAGGAAGCAUUUAGACCAGGAGUUCAUCGCUGAAGUGGUCGUCCGCCUGCUUCUGCUGACAGUGUUUUUAGUGACUGAGAAACUGGCUCCGUUUACCCGACAGAUCCAGCCUGAGGAAAUCUGGCUUUACAGGUUUCACCAUGUGAAGAACGACCACAUUCCUACCUCACUCAUGUUCAGCAUCGCGCUUUUUACACCGCUGGUCACCAUUCUGCUUUUUGCAUUACUGAAAAGAACUGAAAGAGGGGAGAUUAAGGAGGCUUCGUUAGCUAUGACGUUGACUCUGCUCCUGAAUGGAGUUUUCACCAAUGCUGUAAAGCUGACUGUGGGAAGGCCGCGUCCCGAUUUCUUCUACCGUUGCUUUCCAGAUGGUCAGAUGAACCCGGAGUUUAAGUGCAGCGGCGACCCUGAAAUGGUCACAGAGGGGAGGAAGAGUUUCCCCAGUGGCCACUCAUCAUUUGCAUUUGCCGGACUGGGCUUUACGGCACUUUUCGUGGCUGGGAAGCUUCGCUGUUUCAAUCCGGCUGGUCGGGGAAAAGCGUGGCGUCUGUGUGCGUUCCUCACACCUCUACUCUGUGCCGUCUUGAUCGCCGUCUCCAGAACAUGUGACUACAAACAUCACUGGCAAGAUGUGUUAGUGGGAUCACUGCUGGGUUUGACGUUCUCGUACCUGUGUUACCGACAGCAUUAUCCAUCACUCACCGAGUCAGAUUCCCAUAAACCCCUGCGGUUCAGAGACACAGUACCCUCAGCACAGGAACGCAAACAAGCCACUGCAGGAUUCCUCUUGCCUCUGUAGGGAUGCCAGUAGCACUUAAACUAAUGCAGAACUGUGUGAUGGACAUGUCCUCAUUCAGAGCCCUUACGUUAUGCUGCCAAUAUGUAUAUAUGUGAGCGUGAGUGCAAGACCUAGGAGUCUCUGUUUCCAUUGGGCCUUCGUAAGAACAUAUUUAAGUAAAAAAAAAAAAGAAAAGAAAGAAAUGCUUUGUUUUUUGUAGAUAUUUGGAUUUGUAUUGGAUCAUGAACAGCCUGGGGUUUCUGCAUCAGGUUACGAAUAUGUUUGAAUAUCAUGUUUGUCCCUAACUCACUGUCUUUAUAAUGGGGUCUAUCAAUAAAAUGUUUGGAAAGUUUGGA